This is a messenger RNA of Sphaeramia orbicularis (orbiculate cardinalfish), 7045 nucleotides long. It is a transcript of the gene fam13b, whose product is annotated as family with sequence similarity 13 member B. The record is from RefSeq and is a predicted model, not a curated record. The transcript is spliced from 25 exons. Gene Ontology annotation, biological process: signal transduction. Lineage: Eukaryota; Metazoa; Chordata; Actinopteri; Kurtiformes; Apogonidae. Bases 460 to 3609 code for a protein of 1049 amino acids.
CUGUGUAUGUGUGUGUGAGUGUGUGUCUUACAGGCAGACACUCACUAAGCAACGACCUGCAAACGGGCGUCCGACCCAGUCCGAGCACUAAACAGGAACCACAUCAUCUCCACUGUCUCCUGACAUGUUACCGACGUUAUUUCUUCUCCAUCUACUCUGAUUCCGUCGAAGUUGCCGUGUCUCCAGACGUCGGCUACAAAAACGAAACAAGAAAUUGAUGCAUCUUGCUCUCCGUCGCUGUUUGUUUUGACCUGCUAGAAAAGGAAUCCUGCAAGAGGGAUUUGCGGUCCGUCAAUGAGGAACUACCGGCUCAUCUUUUGCCACAACCUGAAGCAGCCAUAGAUGGUUCAGUGGUUUACUGGCCUGGGGAGGAGAGGAUAGGACACACUUUCACUGCUACACGACGUGAGGUCUUGGCGGGGUUGUGGUGAGGAGGAGGGGGAGGAGGAGGAGGAGGCCAUGAGGAAGAGCGUGUCUCCGUUGCCAGGCGACGAGGGCGGGAGCUCAGCCAGCACCACGCGGGUUUUUGGUGUUCCAUUGGAGGAGGUGACGCGUACACACACGAUCAGUGGCCAUGAGGUUCCUGCGCUAGUGAAACACAUCGUAGAUUACAUUGAAGAGCAUGGUCAUCUGGACUUGGAGGGGCUCUUCCUGGUUAAUGGUAACGCAGAGCGCGUGGAUUGGCUGCGUCAGCGCUACGACAGCGGCGAGGAGGUGGAGCUUGAGAAGGAGGCCGACCUGGCAUCAGCAGUCAGUUUGCUCCGUCUUUUCCUGCAGGAGCUUCCUGAGCCCGUCAUACCAACUGCGAUACAGGGACACAUCCUACAGUUACACCAAGAUUACAGCAAUGAGGAGGAGCUGUGUCGGAACUUGAAAUACCUGCUGCAGCAGCUUCCUCAGCUGAACUACGGCCUGCUGCGUUUCCUGUGCCGCUUUCUGGCAAGCGUGGCGUCACUUCAGCAGGAGAGCUGGAACAUUGGGGCGCUGGCCGCUGUCUUCGGACCAGACAUCUUCCAUCUAUCAACAGAUGGAGAGGACCUUCGGGACCAGGAGUCUGUCAGCAGAGUUUUGGCAGAGCUGCUGGACAAUCAGGAAGGUCUGUUUGACUCUGAGGACGACGAUGUGUCUACCACCAAUGACUACAGCUCGAUCAACGAACAGAUCACAGAGCUGCUGGAUGAUGAGAAGUGUGAGGCAGAGUGUGAAGAUCUGCCUCAGGAUGUGGAGGACGGCCCCGCCUCCUCCGACUCACCGCAACACACACACACUGAUGACAGCCCCGCCACCAGCUCCCACCUCUCCCCUAUAUCCAUCCUGCCCGCUGAUUCUGCUGAGAUAAUCCAGCGGACCAUCCGAGCUGCAGUGGAGCAGCAUUUCCUUGAACUGAAAACCUCCCUCGACCAGGAUCUCAGCAACUACGAGAGCCAAGGGGUCGGAGCCAGUGGUCCUGGAGCCCAGGGUUGCCAUGGAGAUGAAGAGCAACAAACUGACCCUGAAGACGGGGAGACGGAACAAAAGCAGACCGAGCAGCUUUCACCACAAAGCCAGAAGGACACAGAGGAUUCCGUGGAGUCUGGAGCCGCUCUGGAGGACGGUUCAGGAAUGGACCUGGAUGCAGACGCUGUCAGAGACCCUCAGAACAACAUUAACACUGCCAGGCAGGACAAUCAAACCUGUGACAACAUGGAGGAAACUGACACCUCAAGCUCCGAGUCGGGGUCGUGCCGAUGUGAUCAGAACGCCAACACCAGCGAGACCAAUAGGAACCACCCGUCACCAUGCCAACCAACCGCUGGCACCGCCCCUCAUCUCCAGCUAUUCCCUGACAACCAAUGGGAAGCGUCACCCCCUCCCCAUGUCCACCUCCCUCCCAUAGACUUCUCAUGUAUGCAUCUGCAAAAGGAAGGCCAAGACCCCGUCCCGGCCUACAAAUCCUGGCAGGACGAUAAUGACAGCGGAGAGGCGCAGCUCUCCCCUCUGGCCGGUCGUAUGGUUCCUCUCCCCCCACUGCCUCUGGAGGGGGACGGCGAGGAGGACGAAGGGGACGGGGGGCAGGACGCCUCCCCCUCCUCCUCCCGCUCUCACCAUCACCUGCUGGCGCGACGCUUCCUCGACUUCGGAGCCCACAGCGCCCAGCGUUUCCUCCAGCAGGACCCGGACACCACCUCCCCCACCAAAGCACAGAGGCCACGGCGAGCAUCAUUUGGCUCCAAAGAGGCAUUGAGAGGAGGAGACUCAAUGACCCACCAGCUCACCAAGAAGCUUCAACACCUGAAGAAGAAAAUUAAACAGUUUGAAGAGCAGUUUGAGAAGGAGAGGAACUAUAAGCCCUCUCACGGAGACAAGGCAGCUAACCCCAAAGUCCUCAAGUGGAUGACUGACCUGACCAAGAUCCGCCGGCAGAUUAAAGGACGCCAGCACCACCUUUUACCCAGAAGCACGCUGAGGCACCAGGCUUUGCUCCAUUCACACAGACGUCACCAUGCUCCCUCCUCCUCCCCUUCCUCCUCCUCCUCUUCCUCUAUCUGCUCACCCCCCCAUCACACACUCACCCCCCCACUCCACCCGUACUCAGGCCUGAGCUCUAGACUCUGUCACCUCAAUGCCAAACACCGCGCUGAGACCGAGCUCGGCCCCCAGACUCGCCCGCGGAGCAACACCUUACCCAAGAGCUUCGGCUCCACACUGGACCAAGGUGUCAGCGACGCAGCCGAGGAGGUCAAAGGUCAGCAUCCCACCAGGGAGGAAACACUGGACCUGAUCCAGCGCAGGGUCAAAGGGAAGAGACAGGAGGACGGAUGGCCCGAUGACAUCAAGAAAAUGACAAAGGAGCAGCUGUCCUGCGAGAAAACAGUCCUGCAGAAAAACCUGCUGCAUUACGAAGGCCUGCACGGUCGACCUGUGACCAGAGAGGAGCGUCUGGUGAUGAAGCCUCUCUACGACCGCUACAGACUAGUCAAACAGAUGCUCACCAGAGUCAGCAUUACACCCAUAACAGUGUCCCCUUCCAGCAAGAGGCGGAGUCAGACCCUCCAGCCAAUCAUCGAGGGUGAAACCGCCCAUUUCUGGGAGGAGAUCAAAGAAGAGGAGGAAGACGAGCAGAAAGGAGGAAACGACAAGGAGGAGGACAGGGAUGAGGAGGAAGAGGAGGAGGAGGAAGAGGAGGCAGAGAGCAGCGGAGGGGAGAUGCAGAGUUCAGAAGUCAUCAUGGCCAUGGACCCCGUUAGUCUGAGCGACGGCGAGAGGAGCCAGAACGACAGACAGAGCGACUACCCACUGAGAGAUAAGAGCCAGACGGGAGGGCCAGUCAGAGGCAAGGUGGAGGAGGGGUCGGGGAAACUGGCCAUGGACCUGAGGCUGUCGAGCUCCAACGCCUCCUCCAUGCCAGAGCUGCUGGAACAGCUGUGGAAGGCCAGAGCGGAGAAGAAGAAGCUGAGGAAGACCAUCCGAGAGUUCGAGGAAGAUUUCUAUCAACAUAACGGAAGAAACGUUCAGAAGGAGGACCGGAUGCCGAUGCUGGAGGAGUACAGGGAGUACAAGAGGAUCAAGGCCAAGCUCCGCCUCCUGGAAGUCCUCAUCAGCAAACAGGAUUCCUCCAAGUCCAUCUGAACCUCCGCUCUGCAGACGCCGCCGCUCCACGGAGGUGUCGUCCAACCGUCAGACAACGUCACAUCCGGUGUUAAAGAGGCGCGACAGCCGACAACCAUACGCACACAUCGCCGCCACGGCCCGUCGCGCUGCAUUCCUGUCACGGGAAACGAGACAAACGUGACGCAAAUUGUCAGAAUCAAAGACUUGGUGAAAUACGCACAAAAAAAAAAAAACGUCAGACUGGACAGUGUCUUAUCGCAAUCAAAGAGUAAAUUUUAAUAUAAUAUUGACAUAUCUGUGAAACAAAAUGCACUUAAAUAGUUUUAUCUAAGUUAUUUGGAGACACUGCGACAGUUCCUGGUGUUUGUAAUGGAGCCCCGUCGGGUCGGAUUUUUAGAUUUAAGGAUCGAAAAAGGCUCACGUCAGCCUCGUCGGUACGCUUUUAUGACAGAUUUGGAUUUUACGCUAAAACUGAAAACUCCAAAGAUUAUUUGGCCAAAUCCAAACUGUUGUUAAAUCUGGCGUUUCCCACUGACACGAAUGCAGCCUCACGACCGGUCGCACUUAACUCACGACUCACCUGGUUUACAUCGACCCGCAGCUUCAUCUGCCCGUUUAUCGUCUGAACCGCUGACGCCUGGGAGGAAAAAAAAACAAAAAAAAAAACAUUAUCAUCCUCAUCGCCCCAACCUGACUGAAAACUGUGCACUUGAUUUCUCAUUUCCCUCAUCAGAGGAAAAGACUUUUUUUUUUACUUUUUCUUUGGUUGACUCAUGUCUUUUCUCUUCAUCGAACGGUGACGACGGCGUUUUUAGACUUUGUUUGUGGACGUCACACGGUCUGAAACGUCCUUCACUUUCAGGGAGUCGAUCGGUCAAAUCGAGCUCCUGCGUCUUCACCCACAGAUUCAAGACUUCACUAAAUCUAAAACCAGUCUGUGCUUGUACUUGUUCAGAGUAAACACACGUUUGUUUGUUUGUUUGUGACGCUGAUGUUCAUUCGAGAACGAAAAAGAAGUUUGACGAGGUUUUUUUUCCAUCGGUUUCUGUCCUUCACGAGUUUCCUUUUUUUGUCAUGUUUUGCUAUAUUUGUGGACAGGAUGGAGUUGCAUUAGUGUUAACGCCGCGCUCCAUUUCUCACGGGCUUCUCGUGCUGCUUUCAAGUGUCUCUGGUAAAGUCGCAUCAGAGUUUCUAAAUUCCUGAUCGCCUGUAAACGCAGCAUUAGCCUGAAGACGUUAGAUAAAUGUAGCUGUUGCAGUUGUUGUUGAUCCACACGUUUCAACCCGUUGUGUUCCGUGUUGUGUUCAGUGCUGCAGCGAAGGGUCCGGGGGCUGAUGGGGGUCGCAGCGGGACCGGCGUCCACGCUGGUUCUGGUCCGGUUUCCUUUUCUUGAACGUGAGCUGGGAUCCAGUUGAUCUGGUUUUCUGGAGGUUCAUCUCUGGUGAGGCUGACGGAGGCUUUGAGUGUGUUUGUGUUUGAACGCCAGCACUGAUGUCAGCUGCGUACUUUCACUGCUUUAACUCCUGACGCUUUACCGACGACGAAAACAAACGUCUGAGGCGUGGUUUCCUGCUGGCAGGUGUGUGUGUGUGGGGGGGGGAGGGGCGGAGUCAGUUUGGGUUUUGACGGAGGCCGACGUCAGCGUGGUCUUCUCUGUAACAGCCAUGUUUUUGUACGACAGGAGCCCAGGCGUGUGUGUGUGUGUGUGGAGGACAGCAGCAGUUUGAACUUUAGCUUUAGUGGGUUCAUCGUCCACAGGCCGUUUGUUUAACUGUAGGAAAAGCCAUUCAGCCGACAGACGUUUACCUGCCAUGAGUUAGACCUACAGUUCUGAUGAAGAAGCCACGAAUGAGGUGAACUGUUUGUGGUUGAACAGUUGUAAUUUUAGAAACGCAGCAGUGUGUGUGUGUGUGUGUGUGUGUGUGUGUGUGUGUGUGUGUGUCCGGACGGUAAAGGAGGAGGAAGAGGUUCGAUGUAAAGAUGUUAUUUGCACAGCAUUCCCAGAAUGCAGCCCUUUGUGUUUUGUGUUCAUUUGUAUUUCUAAAACGAAGCACUACUUCUAUACAAAUAUAAAUAUAUACUGUAUAUAAAACACCCGAAGGAAUGAAUGUCACAAAUGUUUAAAUUAUUUCAAACAUUGCGUUUGGCCCCUUUUUGGUUCAUUAUAUGUGAUGCCCUGAGAAUGUGUUGGUUUUUUCAAUCUAAAUCCUGCUCUUACUCAUAACCCUUCUUCUGUGUGGACAUGACAGUAGUUCGGAUCCUUUUGUAUCUACUCACUAACUGUAAAAGCAGCUGUAGACUUAGUCUGGCACUGUGUGUGGCUUCUCCAACAUGAACCUGCUUUGUUUUCUGAUUGAUUUGGUCGCUCUGUGUAAUAUAAGCUAAUCUAGAAGCAGUACUGUAGUGCGCUUGCAUGGCAAAAGAGAACAUAAUAGUAUGAAUAACAUAACAUGUAUUGUUUCUAUUAUUUGUGCCAUGAAGAAGCAGCAAUAAUCCCAUUUUGCGUGGAGGUUCUACGCUUUGGUUCAGGCUCCGUUGGAUCGACUGUGUCUGAGUGUGUGUGAGGUACAAUGGUGUUUCUUUCCUCGUUUUCGUUUGCAGACACACUCUGCUGGGACGUGGCUGGGUGUGUUUUUACCACUGUUGUCAGCAUAAUGUCAGAGGUGGCGCUGCUGAAAACCAAAACAUUUGACGUGAGACAAAGAGGGAUUGAAAAGCCAAUGACAGAUGUCCUAUCUGAAAACAUUCCAGUUCUUAUCAUCAUCAAAAAGUGGAAACAAUCCAUCAUCCGUCUCUGAAGGGCUUUUCUUUUUCAUUAUUCUUUUUUUUUUUUUGAGACAAAGAAACUUUGUUUGGCGCCUGGUUUUCUAAAAAUCUGAACUGUUUUUCAUUGUGCCUGCAACAGAGUGGUAAAACUCACAUGUGCUUCAUCUGUUGUCAACUGUAACUGUGUUGUGUGUACAGAUGUUUUCACGUACCAUUGAACAUGCAUGGUCGUUUCACAGACGCAGGAGUCGCAGCAGAAGUCGUCCACAAAGACAGCGCUCACAUCUCCUGAGAACGGAACCGUUUCACACAUGAUCAACUUCUCGAUAAACCAGCAACUACUAGUGAUUUUCUAAGACGACUACAGAUUUAUUCAGACGAGUCCGAGAACCAGAUGUUUGUAUUUUAACGGAACUGCAGAUAUCCUUCUGGAAAACACUCCAUCAUGUCUUUGACGUAGAGUUUUGCUGCGACUUCUUGGACCAGAGAGCGUUCACCUGCUCCUGGUCUGUACACGUGAUACUGUGCUCUACCAUAUUAAUAUAUUGUAUGUACGUAUGUAUCUAUAAAUGUUUUUUCUUACUUUGUGAAUGCUUUUUCUGUUGUUUCUUCAUUAAUGAAAGGAUGACAAAAUACAAUCAGUAACAAACAUUUACACAUGGAAAUAAAGACUAAAUUUAGACGCUUG